This is a messenger RNA of Striga hermonthica, 609 nucleotides long. The record is from the annotation of a GenBank genome assembly. NCBI's taxonomy places the organism in Eukaryota, Viridiplantae, Streptophyta, Magnoliopsida, Lamiales, Orobanchaceae.
AUGUCAAGGGAUCAUCGGGGCCUGGGGCUGACUCGCCAACGAACGGUGAACGAGGCCUUCCUCGUGAAGCUCGGCUGGCGGUUUCUUAUUAACCACAACGCGCUGUGGGUUCAAGUUUGGAGAGCUAAGUAUGGUCCUACUCCUUUCGAGACCAUCACUGGCCGCACGAGCACUGGUUUGAUAGUUCUUCGGGCUAUGCGAAAAGUAUGGCCCCAUGUUCUGCGUGGGGCUCGAUGGGCCGUGUGUGAUGGAAAGACGGUAAAUUUCUGGAUGGAUUUAUGGCUUCCGUCAUCAUCUAACCUUUUCAAUGCUUCGGCUAGAGUUGUUCCCCAGGAGUUUCUAGACAAGUCGGUCCGUUUCUUCAUCUCCGAUGGGGAUUCGUGGCUUUGGCACAUGUUCUCGCAUCUGAUCCCUAACGCUAUGUUGCUGCAGAUUGCGUCGACCCCACCACCGCGAGAGGAGCUGGGUUGCGAUCGGUUGUACUGGGGCCCAUCGCCAACCGGGAAAUCCACUACUAAAUCCGCUUACUCGAUGUUGCAUGGGAGCACGGGUUUGGAGAUGGGUCGGCGGCCGUUAUGGAGGGCGGUGUGGAAAUGGCCGGGGUCCUAA